AUGGAUUCUGAUCAGCAAUCAUCUGCAUUUUCGUUCUACGAUGCCAGCCAGGAUGUUCAGCUGAAUCUCACGCCGUCACAGUCACAGGGGGAACUUAGCUCUACAUUCACACCUAUAGUGGAGACAGAAAGAGUCAAGGUGAUAUGGGGCACUACUAUAAAUAUUCAGGAGACGUCUGAACACUUCAAGGAGUUUAUCAGGAAGAACAGAGACUAUUACAGCAUCCUUGAGCAAAUGGAUCUCACCCAAGAAUUUGUAUUUGAUCUUAACUGCGAGGAUCUCUAUGAUGAGCUUCGAAGUCAGCUUGCAAUGUACCCACAGGAAGUACUCCCAAUACUUCAAGGCUCUCUCCAAGAAAUAUACACAGAGAACUUUCCAAGCUUCAAUGGAUCUAUCAGGAUCAGACCUUUCGGGAUAGGAAGGCCUCUUUCAAUAAGGAAUAUAAAUCCGAACGAUAUUGACAAGAUUGUGCAGAUAACAGGGAUGGUUAUCAGAUCAUCCUCUGUGAUCCCAGAAAUUGUGAGAGCUUUCUUUAAAUGCUCGAAGUGCCAGCAUGAAUGUUUUGUGGAAAGCGUAAGGAAUGUGAUUGAAGAGCCAAACAAAUGCGAGUGUGGAGGGAAGUAUACCCAUCAACUGGUCCAUAAUGCGAGUGAGUUUGAGGACAAGCAGAUAGCAAGGGUUCAAGAGCUACCUGAGGGAAUCCCCGACGGAACAACACCCAUGGCAAUGACAAUAGUAUGUAGAAAUGAAUUUGUCGAUGGGCUUGUUCCGGGGGAUAGAGUUAAAGUGAUAGGAGUUUUGAAGGCAACUCCAGUGAGGCUUAAUCCUGUGAUGAAGAAGAUUAAGAGCACGUUUAGAACUUAUCUCGAUCUCCUUAGUUACCAGGUGAUUAACAGAAGAAUCGAAGAAAGUGAUCCCAUUGAUAAGAUUAAUGAUCUUAGGAAAAGACCUGAAUUAUAUGAGAUACUGGCAAAUUCGAUAGCGCCUUCUGUAUGUGGGAUGGAAGAUACAAAGAAAGCCUUGCUUCUUCAGUUGUUUGGAGGGGUUAGGAAAGAACUUGAGAGUUCGAGGCUUAGAGGGGAUAUAAAUAUACUUCUAGCAGGAGAUCCUGGAAUAUCAAAAUCACAACUGCUAAGCUUCAUACAUAGGACCUCUGAAAGAGGCAUGUACACUAGUGGAAGGGGGUCUAGCGCUGUUGGGUUGACUGCGAGCGUGACCAAGGAUCCAGAUACAGGCCAGUUCAUCUUAGAAUCCGGAGCUCUUGUUCUAUCUGAUAACGGGGUAUGCUGCAUAGAUGAGUUUGACAAGAUGAGUGACACCACAAGAAGUGUAUUGCACGAGGUAAUGGAACAGCAGACUGUUUCUGUUGCGAAGGCAGGAAUCAUAACUACAUUGAAUGCAAGGUGCUCGAUUCUUGCAAGCUGCAACCCAAUUGAAAGCAAGUACAAUCCUCGGAAAAGCAUAGUUGAAAACAUCAAUCUUCCUCCAACCUUGCUGAGUAGGUUCGAUGUUGUAUGCUUGCUAAUUGAUAAAUCUGAUGAGCUCCAGGAUAGAGCCAUAGGUGAUCACAUUGUCUCUCUGUAUUCCGAGGGAGUAGCAAAAAAAGAGCAUGUUGAUGCAGGCCUUCUCAAGGCAUAUGUGAGAGAAGCAAAAAGAAUAGUGCCGAAGCUGACCUCAGAAAGUAUGAAGAUGCUAACUCAAGCAUAUGUUGAUCUUAGGCAAAUGGAUAAUGGAAGAACAAUAACUGCAACAACAAGACAGCUGGAGAGUUUAAUUCGACUAAGUGAAGCGCAUGCCAGAAUGAGGUUUUCAAGUACUGUCGAUGGCAAGGAUGUUAGGGAGGCAGUGAGAAUAAUAAGAGAAAGUCUUCUUAUGUAUGCGAUUGAUCCAUCUACUGGGAAGGUUGAUAUGGACAUGAUAAUUACAGGAAGAAGCACAUUUAAGAAUAAGAUGUUGGAAAGUCUAAAAGAUGCAAUUCUCCUUAUGGCUAAAGACAAAGUAGAGGUUUCUGAAAUAGUCAAAAUGACAGGUGCGGACGAAAAGAUGGUUCUGGAAGCCUUGGAAGAGCUUGUAUUGGAAGACAAAAUGAUGAGUUCUACCAAGGGGUUCUAUGAAAGAGCAGGGAGUUGA
This is a messenger RNA of Encephalitozoon romaleae SJ-2008, 2130 nucleotides long. RefSeq names its product DNA replication licensing factor Mcm4. Gene Ontology annotation, biological process: DNA strand elongation involved in DNA replication; mitotic DNA replication initiation; DNA replication. Gene Ontology annotation, molecular function: single-stranded DNA helicase activity; ATP binding; single-stranded DNA binding. Gene Ontology annotation, cellular component: MCM complex; nucleus. Bases 1 to 2130 code for a protein of 709 amino acids. NCBI's taxonomy places the organism in Eukaryota, Fungi, Microsporidia, Unikaryonidae. The record is from RefSeq and is a predicted model, not a curated record. The transcript has a single exon.